Nicotiana attenuata is the source of this 993-nucleotide messenger RNA. Its product is annotated as zinc finger CCCH domain-containing protein 69-like. NCBI's taxonomy places the organism in Eukaryota, Viridiplantae, Streptophyta, Magnoliopsida, Solanales, Solanaceae. Gene Ontology annotation, biological process: protein polyubiquitination. Gene Ontology annotation, molecular function: ubiquitin protein ligase activity; metal ion binding. The record is from RefSeq and is a predicted model, not a curated record. The transcript is spliced from 3 exons. The coding region runs from base 82 to 993 and encodes 303 amino acids.
UUCAAAAUUAGACCUAAAACUAAAAUCCCAAACGCCACCUAAUAAGAUUUCUGACUGCCAGCCAACCCAAAGGUCGAAGCCAUGUCGCAAAGGGUUCUUUGCAAGUUCUUUGCACAUGGGGCAUGUCUGAAGGGGGAGCAUUGUGAGUUUUCACAUGAUUGGAAAACUAGUCCUAAUAAUGUAUGCACCUACUACCAAAAAGGAGCUUGUGCUUAUGGAAGCAGGUGUAGAUAUGAGCACGUUAAGUUGUCUCGAUCACAGCCUUCAGCUCAGUCUUCAGCACAGCCUCAACAAUAUCUGCUUUCAAGUUCUGUUUCUACCAAUGUGGCUCCUGGAGCGGGUGCGCAAAGUGCGGGUCUUGUGCCUGGUAUUUAUACUGAGUAUUCAGCUUCAAGCAAACCGACAUGGAACCAAAACUCAGAGCUUCACGAUACAUUGGAUAAUGAUGACAUGAUUGAGUUGAGGAGUGUUAGUCCAGCUGAUAGGCCGAUCUGUGCUUUUGCUGCUGCUGGUAAUUGCCAUCGUGGAGAAAAGUGUCCGCAUAUUCAUGGAGAUUUGUGUCCAACCUGUGGGAAGCAUUGCUUGCAUCCUUUCAGGCCUCAGGAAAGAGAGGAGCAUAUAAAAACAUGUGAGAACAGGCAAAAGCACAUUGAUUUGUUGAAGCGCAGUCAAGAAAUAGAAUGCAGUGUAUGCCUUGAAUGUGUUCUUUCCAAGUCAACGGCAGCUGAGAGGAAGUUUGGAAUCCUUUCUGAGUGUGAUCAUCCAUUUUGUAUAUCGUGUAUCAGGAAUUGGCGUGGCAGUUCUUCCUCUGGAAUGGAUGUUAAUUCUGCACUGAGGGCUUGCCCCAUAUGCCGCAAGCUUUCAUAUUUUAUCAUUCCGAGUGUUAUUUGGUACUUCACAAAAGAAGAGAAGGAAAAAAUAGUUGACAGCUACAAAACAAAACUCAGGUUUAUCACUCUCUUUCUUUUCUGUACGUAUUUUUCAUUCUAUUGA